Messenger RNA from Centruroides sculpturatus (bark scorpion), 3148 nucleotides. RefSeq names its product protein timeless homolog. Gene Ontology annotation, biological process: replication fork arrest; DNA repair; DNA replication checkpoint signaling. Gene Ontology annotation, molecular function: DNA binding. The record is from RefSeq and is a predicted model, not a curated record. The coding region runs from base 350 to 3133 and encodes 927 amino acids. Gene Ontology annotation, cellular component: replication fork protection complex. The transcript has 24 exons. Lineage: Eukaryota; Metazoa; Arthropoda; Arachnida; Scorpiones; Buthidae.
AACCUGCAGAUCACUGUCGUCAUUUUUCGCUGGUAAGGAUGGACCUGGCUUAAAAAAAUUGUCCACCGUUGUUUGUCUUGCCUUCUUGUCUAUUUCGUCCUUCAGUAAUAAAUAUGUACAUAAAACACUCACACACAAGUCUAAACCAGCCGCUUUAUGAGCACACACUGAAUAACGCUCGUAAACAAGAGGAAAUAGAAAAGAAAGUGCAUCGAGAUUGCGCUUGCGCAAGAUUGGCAACAUGUAGAUAUAUCGACAUCGAAAAAAAGUUUUUUUUUGCCGUUAUAGCGAAACAUUUUAGGCCGUAAAUCGAAAACGUGCCUUAAUCGAAGAGAGCCGUUAUAGCGAAAUGCCGUAUAAAGAGCAGCCGUAUAGCGAGACUUUUCUUAAAAUGAUGGAAGAUUUUAAUUCUGCAAUAUCUGCUGAAAUUGUUGCAACUUGUGGAGCAAUUGGUUAUAACAAUAAAGGAAAAUAUGUGAAGGAUCCAGACUGUUCAGAAUGUUUAAAAGAUUUAAUUCGAUUUUUAAGAAAUGAUGAUGAAAGUCAUAGUAUAAGGAGACAGCUGGCUAGAAUUGGAGUUUUGAAAACUGAUUUAAUACCUCUUCUUAAGUAUUAUCCUAAAGAUAAAACUUUGUUUGAUAUAAACAUAAGACUUUUGAUCAAUUUAACAAAUCCUGUGAUGUUGUUAUAUCAUGAAGAAUUGCCUGAAGAGAAGUUGACCAGGAAUUAUUAUAUGGAAAUACUUUCAUAUCAGCAAGAAUGUAAACAGUCAUUUACAGAUCCAGAUGUGUGGAAGGAAUUGGCCAACAGACUUCGUGAACUUUUACAAUUGGAUUGGGAACAUUGUCAAGAAGAUGACAGAAUUAUGAUUGAAAGAAUACUUAUUUUAAUUCGGAACAUAUUACACAUUCCUUCAGAUUCAGUCAGUGAAAAGAGAACAGAUGAUGAUGUUAGUAUUCAUGAUCAAAUAGUUUGGUCAUUUCAUAUUUCUGGAAUGGAUGAUCUUAUUAUAUAUUUGGCUGUAACUGAUGAACAUAAACAAUUUUGUUUUCAUGUAUUAGAAAUAAUUUCUUUGUUACUUCGAGAACAGACACCACAGCAACUUGCAUCAACAGGACAAGAACGUUUUACAUUAGAAAAACAAAGAGACAACCAAGAACUUUUGAAGUUAAGAAAACAAGAAUUUCUACGAAAACAAGCAAGUGUAAAGCUACAAACUUCUAGGCAUUCAAGGUUUGGAGGAACUUUUGAAGUAAAAAAUAUGAAAUCUGUUAGUGAUAAUAAUAUGUUAUAUCAUCAUAAAUUGCAAAACAUUACUAGCUUAACAUAUAAUCAAAAAGAAAAGAAACGUAAACCAAAAAGAAAUGUACCUAUGCAGCAUGUAGAGGUUAAAAGAAAAUCUGCAUUAACAGUUCGUUUAUGUCUUCGUGAUUUUUGUAAAGAAUUUUUAGACACUGCUUAUAAUUUAUUUAUGAAACUUAUUAAGGAAUAUUUAAUGGGAAAUCAGAUUCAAGCUAACGAUGAAACAUAUUAUUUUUGGGCAAUUAAAUUUUUUAUGGAGUUUAACCGUUUGUCUGGCUCAGCAAUGAGUUUAAUAACAGAAACAAUGUCAAUCCAAUCAUUUCAUUAUUUGCAAACACAAAUAGAAUAUUAUUAUGAAAUGACAAUUAAUGAUAAGAAAAAGAUUGUCCAAUGGUCAAAACGAAUGCAUUUAGCCUUGAAAGCAUAUCAAGAAUUGUUGUUGACAUUAUAUGCCAUGGAUGAAAGUUCUGACAGAGAAAUUAUUGAAAGUGCCAAAAUUAUAAAAGGAAAUAUAUUUUAUGUGAUGGAAUAUAGAGAACUUUUAAUUUCACUUUUAAUGAACUAUGAUGAAGUAAAAUUUUCACAAAAUUAUUUAAAAGAUUUAAUUGAAACAACUCAUGUUUUUAUGAAAAUGCUUGAAAAAUUUUGUAAAAGACAGUCUCACCUCAUUGUUCAACAAAAGAAGGUGAAAAGAAAAAAAAAAAACAAACCCAAAAAGACUUUAAAUAAUGAAAAUAAGGAAGAUUAUGAAAAAUUAUGGUCAGAUUUAUCAGAAAACUUAUCUACAGCUUUGCAAGAAAAAAUAGAGGAAGCAGAAAGCAAUACAUCUAUUUUUGAUCCUGUUUCUGAUCAUACAAUAGAUCAACAAAGGAUUAAUGUAAUAAUAAAAAUCAAAGAAACACUACAAAUGAAAAAUGUUAAAGAAGCCAUUUGUUUGUUACGAGCAGCAAGAAAUAUUUGGCCUGAAAAUGAUGUUUUUGGCAUACCUACAAUUUCUCCUGAAAAUGAAUUUAUAGUUUUAAGAGAGAUUUAUUUUUCAGAUGUGCAAAAUUUAGGUGAUAAUGCCAAUCAAAAGGACGUACAAGAAUUUGAAGAUAAUAUGACGGAAGAAGAACAGGAAGAAAGAAUUGUACAGUCAUAUGAAAAAGAAUUUGACUUUAAAGGUUUUGUUUCCAGGUUUGCAAAUUCUAAAAUAGUUCGUGCUUAUGCCAUGUUAUUUAAAAACUUCAAUAAAAAUAGUGAUUACACAAACAAUUGUAUUCUUAAAAUGUUACACCGCAUUUCAUGGGAUUGCAAAAUGGUUGCUUUAUUAUUCCAAGCAUCUGUUUUUCAAACUAUGCAAAAAAUUUUGGAUUUUCCUGAAUAUUCUUCUAUGAUAAAGGAACUGAAAAGGUUUUCAAAAUUUGUAGUGAGGAAAUUUUUUGAAACAGCUGAAAAGAAUAAUAAAGUUUUUGUAGAAAUUCUUUUCUGGAAAAAAUUAAGCGACAUUUAUGAAAUUGAAAAUGGCUAUGGAACAACUAAACCUAAUAUUAAUGAAUUAUGGAACGAAGAACAAGAAGACGAGUUACGAAAUCUUUAUCAGGAAUAUGAAAAUAAUACUGAAGGUGGUAAAGAUGUAAUAGAUCAUAUUCUUGAACAUAUGAUAGAUCAAACAAAAACAAGAAGGCAAGUAAUUCGAAAACUUAAACAACUUGGAAUUGUGGAAAAUGCAAAACAACUCCAUAAACAAAAAUCUGUUUCUUUGAAAAGAGACUGGACAGAAGAAGAAACAACAAUGUUGAUACAGCUAUAUGAAAAAUAUAAAGAUUCAACAGGUAAAAAAAUAAUUUAAUAUAAAUUAUUUGUU